Molecule: messenger RNA, 4039 nt
Organism: Scylla paramamosain (green mud crab)
Lineage: Eukaryota; Metazoa; Arthropoda; Malacostraca; Decapoda; Portunidae
Product: zinc finger protein 358-like
Exons: 5
Coding region: 1018-3228 (736 amino acids)
Biological process (GO): regulation of transcription by RNA polymerase II
Cellular component (GO): PcG protein complex; chromatin; transcription regulator complex
Molecular function (GO): DNA-binding transcription factor activity, RNA polymerase II-specific; RNA polymerase II cis-regulatory region sequence-specific DNA binding
Source: RefSeq, a predicted model, not a curated record
CCCUCACCUCCCUCCUCCCCGACACCUGCUCCCCGCGUCCUGCCUGCGUCCGUUCCUUACAGUGCCUCGCGAAGGGCCACCAGGAGCUCUACACGAGAACCCUUGACUCUGGCAAGCCUCGAAGAGCGACGAUCGUUGCUGUGAGGCGCGAGUGAACGCCCUGACCAAGUAUGGAGGCAUGAGAAGGAGCCCGGAGACAAAUAAGGCUUGAGAAUAAACCUGAUCUUCGCUGAGUGCUGGACAUUCACCGAAUCACAGACGCGUUCCCAAUCACCCGCGUCAGCGCCGCCACGGGUAGCGCUGCACGGCCAAACCUGCAACAUUUCCUGCUAUAAAAAAGCGCUGAACUUGAAACAAAAUCCAGACGGACGAGAAAUCCAGAGAUGGUUCGUGACACCUCGAGAGCAUUUGACUAUGUGACGUCACCGCCCGAGGUUCCGCCCCCUCAGUGCUGAUUGGUCGGUGGGCGGGGCCAUCGCCGCCACCCGGUACUCGAGGACUUCGCACAAGACGGGCACGAUCCUUGUUUGAAUUUAUAGGUAAUAUACGUGGGCACGAUUACGGUUCAUAUCGAUGCACGGACGUCGCCUCUGUCACACUGGAGGAUUUCCACGGGGCAUACAAAAUCACCUGCAUGCAGCCACCCUCCCCCAGUGUUCCCCUGACGGCGCAUGCAGCACCUUUGCCGCGGUCGGAGGAAAGGCACAUCUCCUAACCCCUUCUGGCCCGGAGGUGACGAGAUGAGAUGCUGGCGGAGAAGAUGUCAGCCCCGGCAUCCUCAGUAGCGUGAACCAGCUGACCACAGGUGUGCACUGCAGGCGUUGCGUGGGACCGCUCCACCUGCAUGACAGAUAAGCUGGUGGCGCCUCGCGGUGUGAUGUGAGGAGGAGUGAGCCCGUGAGCAGAAAGUUCAUAAGGGCAUAAGGAAGUAACAGAGAGACCUUGGACAUGGGACCACUACAGGUGUGCCUAACAGAGGAGAGACAUGAGGGUGCACAGUGAGGGCGCCACAGGGGGAUGUUAGUGGCCCCGCGCAGUGUGGAGUCGCCUCCGGCGGCCUGCAAGAUGGUGACAGCAGACGGCACGCCUCUGGUGGAGACAUGCGUCCUCCUCCCGGCGGAGUUUGCCCUCAAGGUGGAGACGCAGCCGAGGAUGGCGUCGUUCCUGCACCUUCUGCCUCAGCUGGCACCGAGAAGCCACCUGUCACGGCCCCUCCUUGACCACCUGGGACCGCCGCCCUUCCCUCCGGUGCCGCCUCAUCUCGGCCCUCUCGCUCCAGCUUUAAACCCCCUAGGGGCGCCCCUCAACCGUCUCACCGUGCCGCCCGCAGAGGAUUGCAUCCAUGUGUGCGCCACGCGUCACUUGCCGCCCCACACCCGCUACCUCCCCUUCAGCGGCACCGUCAGGACCGACAACCUGCCUCUCGUGCCCUGUCUGGCGCCCAUGGACCCGAGACAGCGGUACGGCAGCUAUGACGAGGUGUGUCACAGAGCAGCGGGCAGGGUGAGGCUGUGUAACUGGGUCCGUUUCGUAGCCCCCGCCCUGCACUUCACGCCCCAGGUCAACAUGGUCGCCUCCAGGGUCAGAGGCUCUGUGGUGUUCGAGGUGGUGCGGGAGGUGUCACCUGGGGAGCGGCUGGUGGCACUACUGCUGCCGGAGAUGGGCGGGGAGGACGUCCUGCUGAUGCCGGCCCUCUCGCUGCUCCGAUCGUCCCUCUACCGCCGCACCAUUGACUCCAUCAUGUCAGAGGCGCCCCUUGACCUCUCGCGGUCCCUCCUCACCUCUCCACCAUCGCCUCCUCCUGGGUUCUGCACAGGCAGCGCCAAACGGAAGCCAGAGGAACUCUCGCCCCGUCGCUCGCCCUCACCACAUUCCCCGACCUCCACGAUGGCCUCUGUGGCUUCGUCAUUCUUCCCCUUGAGGAAGCCUGAAUCCAGCGUGUUCUCUCGUGAAGUAGCGACUCCCGGGAGAUCCCCCUUCUCUCUGAGCCUGUCACCACAAACACCAGUAUCGGCAUCCAGCAGAAGUCUCGGCUUUGCGACGCCUUCCAGCAACGCCAUCACCUCGCUGCCUCGCUCCAGUGAGGCGCAUCUGACCAUCACUCCCACCAAGCGGCGAGAGCGGACGAUGCUUCCGUGCUCGGAGUGCGGCAAGGCGUUUGACCGGCCGUCGCUGCUUAAACGACACAUUCGAACCCACACAGGCGAAAAGCCCCACGCGUGCGACGUGUGCGGCAAGGGGUUCUCGACGAGCUCCUCGCUGAACACCCACCGGCGGAUCCACAGCGGCGAGAAGCCCCACCAGUGCGGCGUGUGCGGCAAGCGGUUCACCGCCUCGUCCAACCUCUACUACCACAAGAUGACGCACGUCAAGGAGAAGCCACACAAGUGUUCGCUGUGCACGCGUUCCUUCCCCACCCCGGGCGACCUGCGCUCCCACAUGUUCGUGCACAACGGACAGUGGCCCCACAAGUGCUCCAUCUGCGGCAAGGGCUUCAGCAAACUCACCAACCUGCGCAACCACGCACUCCUGCACGCAGACGUGAAGAGGAAUGACUCUUCCCUGGGGUCGGCGCCUCCUGACGUCAGCUCUCCGGCCUCAGAACCUCUCUCAGUCACGCCCACCACAUCCUUCUUGGCUCCCUCUACAUCACAAUCUGUAAUAUCCACUCCAUCUACCGCGACGCCCUCUCCUAACACCUCUCCAUCACCCCCUCCCUCAUCUACGCCGCCGCCCUCCUGCACCAUCGCUUCAGAGUCACACGCCGCUCUUCCCUCCUCACCAGCGUCGAGACAAGAUGAUCGUCACCAUUCAGAGGAAGCUUCGGGCCGCGUCGUCAUAACCCCAGUCGCCAGCGGUGACCCCUCAGCACCAAGGACCAGCUCCUCUCACCCUCCCCCUGCAGCAGCGCCCAGCACCUCCCCCGCAUCAGGAGACGAGAAGAAAGCCUCCUCCAGUACCUCCAAGAGCCACACCUACACGCGGUUCUUCCUGGAUGAUCUCCUACACUCACCCAGGAUACGCGCCUCAUCUGCAGAAGCUUCAAUGCCGCGGAAACACGAGGAAACUUUCUCUUCCGCUGAGGGAAACGCGGGCGGAAAAGAAAGUAGUACUGAUAAGGAGACAGCGGAAGAAAAGGAGAACGAUAACGAGGAGAUACAGAUUAUUGACGACUCUCGCGCCUCUGAGGAAAGGAAAGCGAGGGAACAGGACGCUGCCAGUAGGUAGCGCUGCCGCCUGACCGGAGUCUAAAUCGCACCUUCCGUUCCGACAGCUCCUCACGUUUCCUUCCCGUAGACUCGUGCUUGUAUAGCUUUACCUGUUACCUGGAGCUUUAAACUAGAGGUGUACCAAAACGAGAUUAUUAGAAGAGGAGAUAUAUAAAAAAAUUGCGAGAGAUUAGUUUUUAUCUAUAUAUGUGACGAAUCGUGUAGGUUUCGUAGAAUAGGAACGAUUAUUUUUCUUGUUAAAAAUUUCUCUGUGUUUAUAUCGAGUCUUCUCCAUCGUAAUGCGGCAUUUCAUCGUCAAGGGAGCUACUUAUUUCUUGAGGUUUAUUACCGGUAAACAGACAUACAGACAUACAAACGGAAGACAGAUACACACACCACGAAACGCACACACACACACACACACACACACACACACACACACACACACACACACACACACACACAAACACACACACACACACACACACAAACACACACACCUCCUCUUUCUCUUCUUCCUCCUUUCUUGUUCCACCUUAUUCUCCGCCUCCUACUCCUUCCCCUCCUCUUUCUUCUCCGUUUCUUCCUUGUUCCACCUUACAUAUGUUCCACCUCAUUUUCCUCCUUUCCAUCUCCCUCUGUUUCACAACCUUUCUUCCUGUGUUCCACCCUCUUCCUUUCCACCUUGAGUUCUCAGUAGCGGAACCUUCCUGUCAUCUUCCAUUUCACAUUCACCCGAGGCUGGACGUGCAAUAUUCUAGGACUAGAGUGUACGUACGUAUUUAUUAUUAUAUGUGUCGUUUCAGAAAAAUAAAAAGCCCUUCCUAGUU